AUGCGGCCCUCCGGGGGCCUGGGGGCGCUGUGCGUGUGGGCGACACUGGACGCACAUGGGGACCGGCGGCGACUGGUCGGUGUGAUGGAGGCGGCGGAGACACGGGCAGCGCCGGGAGGGGAGGAGCGGGAGACCCGGGACCAGGCGACGAGGAGACAGGAGUUACAUAAUAAGAUCAAGGAACAAAACGUUGCCAUCAAUGAACUGUCCAACUUAAAGGAAACUCGAAGAGUUUAUAAGCAGCAACCCAACAGCAACAUAUUCUUCUUGACAGAUAAGACAACAGCUCUGACUGAAUGUAAACGUGCAUUUGAUGAGUUGAAGAAAGAACACCAAGAUUUGGAAAACCCUGAUAAAAUGAUGAAGUAACAAAGCAGACUCUUGAUAUUUCGUUAUUCCUUGAAGACCGUUCGGUAAAUUGAAGCAAAAGCACAAAAU
Messenger RNA from Callorhinchus milii (elephant shark), 438 nucleotides. Its product is annotated as ASNSD1 upstream open reading frame protein-like. The record is from RefSeq and is a predicted model, not a curated record. Bases 1 to 369 code for a protein of 122 amino acids. Gene Ontology annotation, cellular component: prefoldin complex. The transcript has 4 exons. Gene Ontology annotation, biological process: protein folding. NCBI's taxonomy places the organism in Eukaryota, Metazoa, Chordata, Chondrichthyes, Chimaeriformes, Callorhinchidae.